CGGCGCCAGCCCCCGACGAGCCGAGAGUCUCCAAGAUGGCCGCGUGGGGAAGGAGGCGUCUGGGUCCGGGCGGCGGUAGCUCCCGAGAGAGGGAAACAACAGUAUUUGUAAUGAAGAACAUCAAACUCUGAGCUGUAACCUGAAUUCUUGUCCAAAAUUGAGCAUACUGACAGCGAGCACAGCAAACAGAUUGCCGUUUGUCCUGCUGGCCUCUUUGAGGCACACUUACCCAUCUAGGAAAGCAGAGCAGGGAUCUGUAUUCUGCCACCUGUGUGCCAGCCUGGACCAGCUCUCAAACAGCCUUGCCUAUCCUUUCUUGGGCUACUUGGUGCUACUCUCAGGGCCCCUGAGCAUCCCUGAGAUCUCCAUGAUUGUUGGAAUGGUUAGCCUGUCAGCCACAGACUGCUACAUAGUGCAUGAGAUCUACAGUGGGGAGAACGCCCAGGACCAGUUUGAGUAUGAGCUGGAGCAGGCGCUGGAAGCCCAGUACAAGUACAUUGUGAUAGAGCCCACCCGAAUUGGAGAUGAGACAGCACGUUGGAUCACUGUGGGCAACUGCCUGCACAAGACGGCCGUGUUGGCUGGCACUGCCUGCCUCUUCACCCCGUUGGCACUGCCCCUGGAUUACUCCCACUACGUCUCCCUGCCCGCUGGUGUGCUGAGCCUGGCCUGCUGUACCCUCUAUGGGAUCUCCUGGCAGUUUGACCCAUGCUGCAAGUACCAGGUGGAGUAUGAUGCCUAUAAACUGUCGCGCCUGCCUCUGCACACGCUCACCUCCUCCACACCGGUGGUGCUGGUUCGGAAGGAUGACCUGCACAGAAAGAGAUUGCACAACACAAUAGCACUGGCUGCCCUGGUGUACUGUGUAAAGAAGGUUUAUGAGCUCUACGCCGUAUGACUGCAGGAGAGUGGGACGCGAGCAAAACCACAGGGCCCACAGGACUCAGAUCCCUACAGCAACACCUUGGGUUUUCUCCAUGAGGCAACAGCACCUGGGAAAGUGUUUGGUUUAAUACUUGUUAUUUUUCAACAAAAAUAACAGAUCAUGGGUAUGCCAGGGGUUUAUUCAGCUCAUUACACUAAGAUGUCUAUUUCCAUAACCCAGGUGUGGGUCCCAGGCUAUGGAAGUCUGGCUGGGCAAUGGAAUAUGGAUGGAGCCAACGCUACUUACUGAGGGGUGUGAACUUGCUGUGGGGAUGUCUUAAGUAUAUUGUUUAACUAUACCAUUCAGAAGCCAACCGGAAGCUAUUGACCAUUAAAAUUAUGAGAAUUUCAACUUGUUCUCUCUGUCUAUGCCUGUGUCUGCAGCUGCUGCUGUUUGUGAGCCAGGCAAGUGCUGCAGACACACCCUGCUGCAACUUGUUGCAGCAGAGUGGCACUAGAGCUGACAUCCUGCCAAAAAGAAUGCACAACAUAAUAGGACUAGCUACCCGAGCUUCUGGACUGCUACUCUAGCCUAGUCAUGGCCCCUGUUGGCUGUCAUGUGCCAGACAUAGUAGGGUAAGGUGGCUUUGGUCUCCCUUUAGUUCACCUGGGGACAUCAAACCCAGAAGCCCUUCUCCAAAGACUGACUAAGGACAGCAGAGAAACAAGUCUCUGCUGUUCCUAUGUAGCCCUGAGCUCAACCUAGUGCCCCAGGCUGUGGGAGGUGCCUCUGCCUUGUGGAAGUGAGUCUUACUUUUCUGAGACAGUCUUUCUUGCUGUCCUAGAACUUGCUGUGUAGACCAGCUGGGCUUAGAACUCAGAGAUCCUUUGUCUCUGCCUCCUGAGUGCUGGGAUUAAAGGCAUGUGCCACCGUG
Messenger RNA from Peromyscus californicus insignis, 1799 nucleotides. RefSeq names its product transmembrane protein 11 (gene Tmem11). The record is from RefSeq and is a predicted model, not a curated record. Gene Ontology annotation, cellular component: mitochondrial inner membrane. Gene Ontology annotation, biological process: inner mitochondrial membrane organization. The coding region runs from base 368 to 898 and encodes 176 amino acids. The transcript has 3 exons. Lineage: Eukaryota; Metazoa; Chordata; Mammalia; Rodentia; Cricetidae.